Molecule: messenger RNA, 977 nt
Organism: Macadamia integrifolia
Lineage: Eukaryota; Viridiplantae; Streptophyta; Magnoliopsida; Proteales; Proteaceae
Product: protein LEAD-SENSITIVE 1-like
Exons: 3
Coding region: 139-870 (243 amino acids)
Source: RefSeq, a predicted model, not a curated record
AGUCAAGAGCCCCGGGAAGGUGAUUCGCUUUGUCAUUUUUUGAUGGAAAAGGUACUUCGCUUUCGCUUUCCCUAACCUUCUUUUGUAAGAAUUUUGUUCUACGCUUCUUAGAAUUGAUACAGUUGGUGCUGAGAGAGAAUGGGGCUGCUCUCCAACAGGAUCGACAGAGGCAGCUUAAAACCAGGCGAUCACAUCUAUUCAUGGAGGUCUUAUGUUUACGCCCAUCACGGCAUCUAUGUUGGAAAUGAUAAGGUAAUCCAUUUCACCAGAGGACAAGGUCAAGAAGUCGGGACUGGAACUGUGCUGGAUGCGCUUCUAUUAAGCUCCUUACCAGCCCGAUAUCAGCUCUGCUCCACCUGCUUCACUUGCCCACAACUAGCAGAAGGUGAUGGAGUCGUCUCUUCCUGUCUAGAUUGUUUUCUCGCUGGUGGGGUCCUGUACCGUUUCGAGUAUGGUGUCAAUCCUGUUCUCUUUCUAGCAAAAGCACGGGGUGGAACAUGCACCACUGCUGUCUCAGACCCAGAUGAUAUUGUAGUCGACCGAGCAACCUACCUGCUUAACAAUGGCUUUCGGAGUUAUAAUGUUUUCGAGAGCAACUGUGAAGAUUUUGCAAUUUACUGUAAGACCAGUCUGCUUGUUGUUGAACAAGGAGCAAUUGGCCAUAGUGGUCAAGCAACAUCAAUAAUAGGUGGGUCCGUCUCUGCCAUCUUGGCAACACCAUUGUGCCUUCUUACCACCAAUGUGUAUGGGAUAGUAGCAACAGGGAUCGGGCUCUACUGUCGAAUCCGGUAUGCUACAGAUAUUGGCAUGAGGAAGGAAGUGGAGAAGGUAGCAGUGGAAGAUCUCAGUAAGUUUCUACCAAGAAAAUAAGAUCUCAGCAAGUGAGACUUGAUUUUCAUGAACAAUGUAUGUGAUACUGGGCUUGUUCCAUGGGUGGUCUUUGAUCAAUAAAUUGUUGGAAGCUGUGGUUCCCAACA